GUGACGCGUGGGAUCCCAAACAAAGUAAUUAAAUACCACUUUCUUGAUUUAUGACGUCACCAAAAUACAUUAUAGUAAUGGGAUUACAAGAAUUCAAUAUUUUUCUUUACUUAAGAAGAUUUUUCCCUCUUAUUUCUAUCACUGUAUCUCAUUCAAAUACACCCCCUCUUCUCUCUCUCUCUCUCUCUCUCUCUCUCUCUCUCUCUCUCUCUUAAUGCAACGGUGGGUUUAUUAGGAAAAAAAUAAAAAUGGCUGAUCAGGAUAAACCCUCUGAGCUUUCUCUCUCUACAUUUUAUUACAUGAACGGCGGCGAUGAUUUGAAUACCCAGCAGAAUUCUCCGGCGCCGAUUGAUGAGAAGCUUCUGAUUGAUGCUGACCAGCUUGCUAUUGGCCCGAUGAUCAGUGAGGGCCACUAUUCCAUUGUCUAUCAAGGAUUGUACGGGUCGCUACCUGUGGCUGUAAAAAUGAUACAACCAGACAUGUCAACAAGUGUCAGUCCAGAACUCGAGGAAAAAUUCUGUAGGGAGGUUUCGAUGCUUUCUCGAGUAAAUCACGAGAAUAUAGUAAAGUUAAUUGGAGCUACGAUCGAACCGAAUAUGAUGAUAGUCACAGAGUACAUGCAAGGUGGCACACUACAAAAGUUUAUGUGGGGCCUACGUCCGAAUUGCCCCGAUUUGAAGCUUUGCAUACGUUUUGCUUUAGAUAUUUCCCAAGCCAUGGAAUAUCUUCAUCAGAAUCGAAUUAUCCACCGCGAUUUAAAACCAAGCAAUCUACUUCUUACAGAAGAUAAAAAGAAAAUCAAGUUGGCCGAUUUUGGAUUGGCUAGAGAAGAAACUGACGAUGAAAUGACAACCGAGGCUGGGACCUACCGUUGGAUGGCUCCCGAGUUGUUUAGCGUCGAAGCUCUUCGUUUGGGUGUAAAGAAGCAUUACGAUCAUAAAGUCGAUGUUUAUAGUUUCUCGAUGGUUUUGUGGGAGCUGAUCACAAACCGAACCCCUUUUAAGGGCAGGAACAACAUUAUGGUGGCUUAUGCUGCAGCAAUGAACCGAAGGCCUAGCAUAGAUUGCAUUCCGGCAAAUAUUGCACCGCUAUUAGAGUCUUGUUGGGCGGAGAAUCCAGAAAAUCGGCCGGAAUUUCAGCAAAUUACGCAGUUUCUGAAGAAAUAUCUUCAUAGCAUAUGCCAAGAGAAUAUUCUAGAAGCACCACCGAUUUUGUCGGAGGUGGAAUAUUCUAGAAGCAAAGAAGAGACGGAAGAUCCACCGGCUACGGAUUGCUUGAUGGAUGGGCCGAUGGAGAACGAGAAAAACUCGAAAAGCCUGUGUUUCAGGUUUGUCAAACGUUUCGGACAAUGUUUUUAAGAAUAUACAUGCAUAGAAUCUAUAUAAACAUAUAUAAAUAUAAUAUAUAAUAUAUAUACAAGGUGCUACUUUUUCCUUGUAAAUAGUUUUGUAAGCUAUGCUCAGUUUUGUAGUUCUUAUAGUGAAAAACAAAAUGCGUAGCUUUUGAAGAUCGUAGUUCCGUUUCGUUUUGGUCUCUCGUUUUCACUACAGACAUUGUACAGGAGAAGUGUUUAUAAUCGGCAUGUAGUGUGUGACUGUGUGUUAAAUAGAGAAAGAAAAUAUAGUUGCUGAUGCAAUGCUGUGAUUUAG
Erythranthe guttata (spotted monkey flower) is the source of this 1649-nucleotide messenger RNA. RefSeq names its product serine/threonine/tyrosine-protein kinase HT1. Gene Ontology annotation, molecular function: ATP binding; protein serine/threonine kinase activity. The record is from RefSeq and is a predicted model, not a curated record. Gene Ontology annotation, biological process: signal transduction; protein phosphorylation. NCBI's taxonomy places the organism in Eukaryota, Viridiplantae, Streptophyta, Magnoliopsida, Lamiales, Phrymaceae. Gene Ontology annotation, cellular component: cytoplasm.